AUGUUCCCCGCCUUGUACGAGUUGCGCCUCACGUUGGAUAACCCGGGACCAUUGCCACUCCGAAGCCUGCAAAUGCUCGAAUCGCCGAGCGUCGUCCCGCCCAUUCGCGCCUUGAGGAUCAAUAUUGGGAGUAAACAAGAUAGUCCUGAUUUUAUCCUCCAAUUGUUGUUGAAUGGCGCGUGGCCUUUGGAGCAUCUGAGUAUCACCCAGCCCGUGUCGAGUUUUCACGGGACACCGUGGGUGACGGCCAAGGAUUUGCACGAGAUCAAUCCGCCUUCGUGGAAGUUGGUCGAGUACAGGACGGAUGCCUUCUUGAAUUGGCAAGUCUUGAUGGAAUGGGUGGCUCUCUACUCGCUCGAGUCGAUUCGGGUCCUCCAUAUGCCUCCCGCGCCCAACAAUAUCACUCUUGGAUUAAUCUCUCCACGUCUCAAGUCGCUCAAUUUGGUGUAUGGUCCGAAUGGGAAAGAGACGUUUGAAGGGAUGGACGAGUACCCGCCGUUCCCCGAGUUGCUCGAGUUGAACCUGACAAAUGCGCUUUUGAUAAGGAAUGCGGGGGCGUAUCAGAGUGUGCCGCAGAGUGUGACGACGUUUGGGACGACGCUCAAGGGUAUGAAGGUCAUGCGCCUCAUCGAGAUUUGUCCCACUAUUCCGAUGCGGAUGGAGCGUGUCAUGGCGUGGUAUGAACCUGGUAUGUGGGGGCUGGAACAAGGGUGGCAAGGUCUCGUCAAUCACUAUACGAGUUAUGAUGGGAGACUAGAAGUCGGCCAGCGCAAUCCCCAGAAUCCACGAUUUGAUGGAUGGGCCGCAAAGAAAUACAUGGAUAGAGUGGUCGCCGGACGGAUGAUUGUCAAGCAGCCAACGCCACCCACCACUCCCAAGCUCUUGC
This is a messenger RNA of Acaulospora colombiana, 886 nucleotides long. The record is from the annotation of a GenBank genome assembly. NCBI's taxonomy places the organism in Eukaryota, Fungi, Glomeromycota, Glomeromycetes, Diversisporales, Acaulosporaceae.